AUGGACGUGAACAACCUGUUGGAGUCGGCGCUCGCGCCGACGGGGGCUGCGGAGGGCAGCACGAACGUCAGGGCGAUCACGGAGAAGGUUUCGGCUCUGCUCGGGGUCCUGUCGGGGACGCUGGAGCACGAGCGCGCGCUCGAGAACCAGUCCACGAUCUGGAAGGAGCUUUACGAGGCCGAGAAGGCCAAGCGCGCCCAGCUCGAGGACGUACUGGCGGAGGCGCAAGCUGCUGCUGCCAAGGCGACAGCCCAGAACGGCGCGCCCGCGGCCAGACACCACAUCCACGCCGUCGCGUCGGGCACGCAGUUGGCCGCUCGCCGCCCCGUGCUGCAAGGGCACCCCAUUCCGGGCUCGACGGGCGACCUCGCGCACCUGCGGCAGACUCAGGAGCCCGCACGCAGCUCCCGCGAAGGCGGCGUCGUCAUGCGCCUGAACGCCACGCGAGGCAACGGCAGCACCGCUGCCUCCGUCGCGGAGGGCUCCGAGGCGGCGGUGUCGGGGCAGAUGAAGGGCACCCGGAUGUCGAAGUCGGAGUUUGUUCGAGUGGCGUCGGGAUCGUCUUUCAUGUUGACUCACGAGGACGCAGCGCCGCUCUCCGCGGCGCCCCCGCUCAACACGGGUCUCAAGCAGUCCGCCAGCCGCCUCGCGCAGCAGGCGCAGGGGAACGGGUUCCUGCAGGGGGCUCUCACGCCGCCUACGUCGCCGCAGCGUGGGAAGGCGUCGGCGGACGAGGGCAGCGACGAGGACGACGGGCCCGGCGCGGACCUGUCGAUCAUCGACGAGGGCGUCGCGGGGGUCGGCGUGACCGCUGCGGCGGCCCAGGCCAUGGCUGGCGCGCGAGCGUGGGCGUGGCUGGCCUCUGCGUGCGGCGACCAGGCCGGGAGCUGGCAGCACGUCAGGCGGGCGCCGUACCAGCUCUCCGCCGCGGUGCCGUCGAUGCCGGAGCAGAGCCGGCCGCGCUGCGGCACGCGGCGCGAUUCCCACGUGACCGACAGCAGCCGCUCGGUCCCCGGGAGCCAGCACCCCUCGCACAGCAAGGCGGCAUCAAGCAUGAGCGGCCGGGCGUACGGCGCCGCGAACGGCCGCAGCGCCGCGCCGCCGCCCCUGCAGACCUCCCCUGUCGAGGCCCUGGCUGCGCACACGGAGCUCGAGAGCAUCCUGAGCGGGGACCCGCCCCCGGAGGAGGCGUCCCGAGCGCAGCGCGUGUCGCCCGCGCAAUACCCGACGUCGCCGGCGGGCCGCAGCGACGGCGACAACGGCCGCAGUGGGCAUUCGUACCGCAGCGCAGACCUUGUGUUCUCGCGCGGUGCGAACCCUGAGUCAGUCGGGCUGGACAGCUCGAUCUGCGCGGAGGUGGGCGGCGCGGCGAUGCACGCGGAGGACGCGGCGGCGUUCGCGGCGGGCCGCGCGGCGUCGCGGCUGGGGAGCACGUCGCUGGAGCCCGACCACACGCCCGUGGCGACGAUGGCGGCGGAGUGUCUCGCGAAGGAGCGGGAGAGGGAGAGCGCGCAGGCGCAGGUGGCGAGCGAGUCGUCGCGCGGGUCGCUGGGCGCCGGGGCGGGCGCGGCGUGGCGUCCCAGCAUGUCGAUGCGCUGGCUGCAAACGCCGCAGCGCGUGCUGCUGGUGGCGAAGCCCAGCAUGGAGAUCAUGCCGCACGUGCGGAAGAUCCUCGCGCUGCUGUCCCGGAACGGCAUGCAAAUCUUCAUCGAACCGGCCCUGCACGACCGCCUCUCGCGCGAACAGCAUUCGCACCCCCCCCUGCAGCUCCUGCCGUGCGAGGCCGUCCAGACGGCGGAGCGGCUCGAGGAGGUCGUCGCGCGGCACCAGCGCGGCAAGGCCGGGAGCGGCGCGCAGAUCGUCACGUGGCCGCAGGAGCUGUGCAACCACCGCACGCUGCCGUGCGAGAUCGUGCACAACCUGGACCUCGUCGUGACGAUGGGCGGCGACGGGACCGUGCUGUGGACGUGCUCGCUGUUCGGGUCGUUCCCCGUGCCGCCCGUGCUCCCGAUCGCGCUCGGGUCGCUCGGGUUCGUCACCACGUUCAGCGUCGGGGAGGCGCCGGCGGUGGUCGAGCGCGUGCUCAACGGGCCGUUCCCGGUGAUGGUCAGGCACCGCCUCCACGCGCGCAUCCGCCGCGCCGCCCGCACCGCCGGCGACGGCCUCCCCGCGCCCGGCCGCCACGCCCCGACCCCGCCGCCGGACCACGACCCCACCGCCGACGAAGCCGCGGGCCACGUCGCCCUCAACGAAGUCGUCAUCGACCGCGGAAUGUCGGCCUUCCUCUGCUCGCUCACCGUGCGGGCCAACGGCAGCUUCGUGACGCACGUGCAGGGCGACGGGCUCAUCGUGAGCACGCCCACGGGCUCCACGGCGUACAACCUCGCCGCGGGCGGCUGCAUGGUCCACCCGGAGGUCCCCGCGAUUCUAUUCACGCCCAUCUGUCCGCACUCGCUGAGCUUCCGGCCCGUGGUGUUCCCGGACCACGUGUGGCUCACGGUCGAGGUGCCGCGCGAGAGCCGCGCGGAGAUGUGGUGCAGCUUCGACGGCAAGGAUCGGACGAGGCUGGGGCCGGGGGACUCGAUCGACAUCCGUGCGUCGCGGUGGCCGGUGCCGAUGAUCUCCGCGCUCGGGGCGACGGACGACUGGUUCCUGUCCGUGCGCGACGGGCUGCACUGGAACCAGCGGCAGAUGCAGAAGGGGCUCGGGAAGUAG
Messenger RNA from Pedinophyceae sp. YPF-701, 2715 nucleotides. Lineage: Eukaryota; Viridiplantae; Chlorophyta; Pedinophyceae. The record is from the annotation of a GenBank genome assembly.